GUGAUUUCUUCUUGUACAGAGAAGAGAGAAUUGUCUUGUAUAACCACGGAAGAAGCCGCGCGAACGAAGCUCAAGCGUGCGUUUCGUGAUCCUUUCAUUUUGAGAAGAAUGUCGCAAUUCAAGAAACUCGAGUGGGUUGACGGGGUUGAGGGUGCAGUUCCAGACGGAGCCGUGGUGGGUGGCGAUGACAACGGCGAACCCUUGUACGUCGCCAGGGCGGAGCACAAUGGAGAAAUGCUUCCUGGGAAAGUGUUGCCCAGGCACGGGGUUUGCUACAUUUCUUGGGGCGGGGAGGAGAUUCCCAAGCACAGCUACCAGGUGCUGACGAACCCCUGUGGCUGCUCUUUGGUUUGGACAAAAGCUGAAGGAGGAGAUUUCCCAACUGGAGCUGUGAUGGGAGGCAGAGCUGGUGAUGGUGAAGCACUUUUUGUUGGACGUGCAGAACACGAGGGCUCAGUUUGUCUUGGCAAGAUUCAUCCCUCGAAUGAAGUGCUCUAUUUGCCGUAUGGAGGAGCUGAAGUACCGAAGAGGGAAUACGAAGUACUCGCUGUGCGUUGUUUGGAACUGGAUUAAGGCGGAAGAAUCUCUGUGAACUUUACUUCCGUGUCGUCAUCCCGCAGCAUCAAAGCUUGCACUAAUUGCUGCCUCAUUUUAACUGGGGAAUCUAAAUCUGAUUUAUUCGCUUACAUUGAAAACAUAAAACCAAUGCGUGAAAUUUAUCUGCUGAAUUUUAUUACGAACGGGAAACAACAAAUGGGAAACUUGAAAAAUUUAAAAAUACAUGUAAGAGUGAGCACAAAAUAAAAAAAAUCUUGAAAACUUUCAA
Notodromas monacha is the source of this 826-nucleotide messenger RNA. Lineage: Eukaryota; Metazoa; Arthropoda; Ostracoda; Podocopida; Cyprididae. The record is from the annotation of a GenBank genome assembly.